Lytechinus variegatus (green sea urchin) is the source of this 1394-nucleotide messenger RNA. RefSeq lists its product as uncharacterized. Lineage: Eukaryota; Metazoa; Echinodermata; Echinoidea; Temnopleuroida; Toxopneustidae. The transcript is spliced from 3 exons. Bases 753 to 1394 code for a protein of 213 amino acids. The record is from RefSeq and is a predicted model, not a curated record.
UCCAAUCUUAAAGUCGGUCAUUGAUCCAAUAUGGUAAAGUUAUUUUUCUGUUGAUUUAUGUAAUUGUAGCUUCACAAGUUCAUCAUAUUCUCUUAAGAUCCCAUUUAUCCCAUCUACGUGAUCUAUAUCGCCAAAUGACAAAAGAGGCCACAUGGUAUUAGAUUUAUGGGAUAAAAAGUCAGCACAAAAAAAAAACAGGGGAAAUCAUUAUUAGCUGGGGUCUUAGUGCCUAGAUUCAUUACAGAAGUGUAGCUUGUUGCUCGGAAUUGCAACAUAAUAUUUGCGAUUGAUUGCAAUGUAUUUCCUUGCAACACCCCCUGAGAGGGGAAAACUGUACGUAGCAGCAUUGACCAGGGUCAAAGAGAAAUAACCGCAUCCCUUGGGUUGCUUAGAAAAUUUUCUUUUUUUUUCUUUAACUUAUCACGUGAGUAAGUUUUACACAUUUUCAGUUUUUCCAUGCACAUUCUGUUGCUGCUUCCAUAUUUAUUUUCUCGAAUUUAAUGUAGUCAUCAACUCUUCCGCACCGUAAACUGAUUCCUUCCUCCACUCUCGGCCUUUGGCCUGAGACCUGCAAUGGACGUUCGACGGACGCAGUCGAAAAGACAAGUAACAUGAGUAAUGUGUGCAUGCUGGCUUUUCAUUUGUUUGUGUCUUAUCAUCUGCGAUCAUGUGAUCCUGAUCGAGGUUGAAGACUUGAUAAGCUCAGCCUUUCCAUUCUGAGGAGAUGACUUUGUCAAAAGGAUGCAGGAGACAUGGCUUCUUCCUCCGUACAAUUCUCCCAAGAGAAACCUGAUUCAAUUCGCAUUGUCUCUGUAAAAAGGAAGGUGAAGGUCACCAUAUGUUGUCAUGGCUUUUCGCAAGCAAACUCAAAAGUAUCAGGUCUUAUUCAUUACAUCGAACAAAAUAUGACGGAUGUCGUGGAAAGUGUGAACUUCGAAUCACUGCCGUACAAUAUCAAUGAAAUGGACGAGUUUGACUUGAGGAGGGUCGAUGUCCUUCUACUCUGUCACUCCAUAGAAAACAGAAGAUUCUCAAUAACUGAUGUCACAGGUGCACUUUAUGAUAGGUUCCUUCACAGGGCCAUGAAACAUUUGGGAAAAAGUAAAGUGGGAGUCAUCGUCUAUGACUUUCUCGAAAAGGACCUUUCACCGGACAAGCUUCAUUCAAUGUCUACAUUUCGCCAUACCCAGCCUACAACAUUCCAGAGUGCAUCGCUUGUUCUUAUUGGAGGUCAGUUGUCACAUGAUCCCGUACAACUGACCCAUGAGCAGCUUGAAGAACUUCGGAGAUUUCUCUGCGCGGAAAUAAGUUGGACAGAAAGAGUCGGCGUUGCGUUUAACAGACGUACUGGUUGUUGCGGCUGUAUUCUAUAUUGUUGUGAACCAGUGGCGUAG